Messenger RNA from Blepharisma stoltei, 2151 nucleotides. Lineage: Eukaryota; Ciliophora; Heterotrichea; Heterotrichida; Blepharismidae. The record is from the annotation of a GenBank genome assembly.
AUGCAAGAAGACACUAUUAAAUUGUUAAAAAUAUUUAGAAUGGAAGAUGAAUCUCCUCACUCCACUAACGAAAUGAAAAAUAUCGAGGUCUCAGGUAGAAACAUAAAUUUUGCAUCUCAGCCCCCAAAUCAAAGCCGCUCCAAGUACAUCCUUACUGACUUCUUUACUAGCAUCGACCAGAUCAAGAAUCCCACAUUUGAAGAAAACCUGACCGCCCUUUCUAAGAUCCACCGAUUCCUCACAGGCUUCAGCAUCCUCAACCCUUCUGUAUGAAUCGUCCUGAUGAUCCUCGGGCUUUUGUCUUCAGUAAUUGCGUUUUGUGUCGACUAUCUCUCUGAAAAAUUGAUGGAUACUCGUGAGUUUUUUGCAAGCACUGAAAGUGGCUUUUGGAAUUUCUGCAUAUGGAUGCUCUACACCCUGGCUCUUUCCUGACUUGCCGCUGCUACAACUAAAUGAAUCAGCCCAGAUGCUGAAGGAUCAGGGAUUCCUGAGAUGAAAGCAAUCAUUGCAGGUGUAAAGCUGCCUCAUUGUUUAAGCACUCAGACUUUUAUAGCCAAAUUUACAGGGCUUAUAGCAGGAUCUGCUGCAGGAUUGAGCAUAGGACGAGAAGGACCCUUUGUGCAUGUAGCUGGGAUCAUUGCCCACAAAUUAACGAAAUAUCGGAUUUUCAGACACUUGAGAACUGUAAACAAUAUAUAGAAUUUGACAUUGAGGAACCAAAUCAUGGGUGCAUCAGUAGCUGCUGGAGUUGCUGCAGCUUUUGGAGCCCCGGUAGGAGGAGUGCUGUUUAGUAUAGAAGUCACUGCAACUUAUUACUAUGUCAGUAACCUGUGAAAGGGCAUUUUUUGUGCUGUUUGGUGUGUGAUUGGCUUUGACCUGUUUAGAAGUGGAGAAGUCACUGAUUUAAUUAACCUAACCAAGCUAGACCCUAUUGAGUUCGGCUACGAAAUUUUCGGAUUCACAUUGUUAGGAACUUUAUGUGGAUUUGUAGGAGCAUUUUUCAUUAAAUUUACAGGGAAAAUGAUUUAUAAUAGAAAAAAUUUAAAAUACCCAGCGAUUCAUACGAGAUUUAGGUACACACUUUUUGUAGGCGCCAUAUGUGGGAUUCUUACUUAUAUGCUUCCUUAUAUGCAGCUUCAUGAUAAAAUUGUGAUUAAUCAGAUGUUCAGGGCUGACAAUCUGACUACUUAUGAAAAAACGUAUUGGAGCAAGCCGACUCUUAGCUUGAAUCUCUUUAUUUAUGUGAUCACGAAGCUGCUGCUUACAAGCUUAAGUAUCAGCUGCCAAAUACCUUGCGGUGUUUUUGUGCCAAUUUUUGCUGCGGGGAGUACUUUUGGUAGACUUUUUGGACAGAUUUUAGACUCAAUUUUUGGGACUGAGUAUAGAGGAGUUUACGCAGUUGUAGGAGCAGCUGCAUUGACUUCGUCUGUUACCCAUACUUUAUCAAUUGCUAUCAUUGUGUUUGAGCUGACUGGCCAGAUCCACUAUUUUUUGCCUAUGAUGGUUGGUGUUCUGCUUGCCUAUUCCAUCAGUUCUGGCUUUGGGAUCUCCUACUACGACUCUUUGCUUGAAAUGAAAGGCCUGCCUUAUCUCCCAUCUAUAAAAUCUUCAUGACUCUACGCUAACUGUGCAAAAGAUGCAGUGGAUCCUCAGUACCCUUUCAUAACUCACGAGGCUACUAUAAAAGAUCUAGCUAAAGCCAUCCAACAAAGCAAAAGCGCAAUAGUAAAGAUCCCAGUCGUCGAUGAUGAUAUGAAUUUAAUGUUUGACGUAAACUUAACGAACAUUAAACGGUACAUUAUGAUGGUUUAUCAAGAAAGGCUGCAUACGCUAUCACGUGAUUCACGGUCACAUAUAGAAAAGUACUUUUCUUAUUUAUUGCAUGAAAUUGAUGAUAUUGAGUAUGAGCAAAGCAUCGCGUGCAGAGACGACAGCGAAAUGAAAGAAGUGGACUCGUUUUUAAGCACUCCUGUAGAGUUUUCUUCGGACAUUUUGCAAUUAGACGAUUCGCCACUGUCCAUACCUGAGAACACACCACUAGUGAAAGUCCAUUUCUUGUUUAUGAUGCUGGGGCUGACACAGAUUUAUGUAGCUUAUAGAGGGAAACUGAUGGGAGUAGUUUCCAAAGAAAUGUUCCUUAAACAUAGAUAA